This is a messenger RNA of Anopheles arabiensis, 4001 nucleotides long. RefSeq names its product laccase 1-like. Bases 714 to 3743 code for a protein of 1009 amino acids. NCBI's taxonomy places the organism in Eukaryota, Metazoa, Arthropoda, Insecta, Diptera, Culicidae. The transcript has 6 exons. Gene Ontology annotation, cellular component: plasma membrane. Gene Ontology annotation, biological process: iron ion transport. Gene Ontology annotation, molecular function: copper ion binding; oxidoreductase activity. The record is from RefSeq and is a predicted model, not a curated record.
CGUACGUUUGUCUGCCGUCCAGCGCAGAAAAGCUGCCGUGCGCGUCCGUUAGCCUUCUCGUUGCCUGCGGUACGUCGUAGUCCUCCUGUAAUGGUCGAGUCUAGGAGACGACAUUGAGGAAAGUGAGCAAGUGAUUUGGUGCCAAUUCAAAUGUGCCCUUUGUCAGUUUUGAACGUGAACAAAUACACCCAUUUGAAGGGCCAGUCAUCAAUUGAUUUGUGAAAAUAAAAGUACAAAUGCGGCAAACGUUGCCGAAAGGAAAGACGUGUGAAACAUCAUCUUGCGUUAGUGAUAUGCCGCCAGGAGUGUGCACGGUCUGCCAGAUAAAAGCCAUCUCGUGAUAACGUGGAGUAGUAUCGUUAAAUUUAAAUCUAUUUGUUCUGCAUCACGCGGUAGUUCGGUGUGGGUUGAUAAGUAGUGACAAGUUACCGCUGUCGGUGGCUAGUUGGGAAGAGUGGUUGGCUGUCAAGCAGCAAAGUUGUUCAAAACGUGCGGAAGCCAGUACAGGAGCUGUGUCCAACACGCGUCGCAGCCUAGCGGUUGAUAACGAUUGAUCAGUGAUUUUGCCUGGCGGUGUGGACCUCACUGAAAUUUGGUUUUAAAGACAGAAGCGCAUGCAGAUGAUGCAUCCUCGUUUGUAAAGCAGUGGAUAACACGUCAAAGAGGAGUCAACUACCCCGUAAAGAUAACAGCAUCUGCCCGCUAACGGAACUAUGGCUGUUCGAAAUAGCACGUUGACAGCCGGUCGGUAUCGGCUGCCAGCCUUGGCCUUAGUAACUGCCACCAUCUUGCCUAUCCUGUCGCUGAUGGUUCCAACCGGUCACUCGCAAAGCGUCAUCACGGAUUGCGACACGAGCAAAUGCCAACCAUUGUCAAACAUCUCGGAGGUGUCUCUCGAACCGGGACAGCGGAUCCGUCGCGAACUAGAUCCGUGCUGUGAGAUCCUUCGAUUGUACUGCGACACUAGCGCCUGUCCACCGCUGAUCGAGUUUUGCGAUGCUGAGCGUACCAUUCGCCCUAAGAACAUUGCUGGCACGUGCUGUACACUGCAGCGUUGUGAUAACUUUUGUGAAGUGUACGCCAACGGAGAGGUGACUACGCGAUCGGUAGGCGAGAAGUGGUUUAACAUGGUGAACGAAACCACGUGCAUGAACUAUGAGUGUUUGCGGAACGAUGCAAACGAAACGUUCAUCAACUCUAUCGGGAUACAGUGUAACACCACCUGUCCUGAGGGUUUUGAAGCACAGCUCUCUGAACAACACUGCUGUCCUCAGUGCGUCCAGUCGCAGUGCAAGUUUAACGAUCAGUUCUACCGCGAGGGACAGUCGUGGGCAAGUCCUGACGGGUGUCUAGUCUACCGUUGCGUCAAGGAGAAUGGUUUCCUAUCGAUCAGCUCGAGCCGCAAGCAAUGUCCAGCGGUGGUAAAUUGCCCCGACCAGCACAUCGUUGAGCGUGAUUGCUGCCGGGUGUGCAAUUACACCGAGGCGCAGAUGGCACCGGGUUUGACGACCGCUUCCCCGAUUGAGCCGGAAGAAGGAGUCGAUUUUUACGAAGAGCUAAGCUACGACAACCAUCCCUGCAAGCGGGCAUGCACGCUGGGCCGCAAGCCGGAAACUUGCUACUACCGUUUCCGGCUCGAAUGGUAUCGUACGCUGAGUAAGGCGUGCUACAACUGCCCGUACAAUGCGACCGACUGCGAACGACCGCACUGCAUCACCGGGGACGGUGUGCGCAGGAACGUAGCCGUCAUUAACCGCAUGAUGCCGGGUCCGGCGAUCGAGGUGUGCGAGAACGACAUCAUCGUGGUGGACGUGGAAAACCAUCUGAUGGGCGAAAGCACCACCAUCCACUGGCACGGUUUGCAUCAACGGCGCACUCCGUACAUGGACGGUGUGCCGCACGUGUCGCAGUGUCCGAUCAGUCCGGGAACGACCUUCCGGUACACGUUCCGGGCGGAUAAUCCGGGGACGCACUUUUGGCACUCGCACACGGGCAUGCAACGCGGUGACGGUGCGUUCGGCGCACUGAUCAUUCGCAAGGACAAUGACAUACAGGAGCUGCUGUACGAUCACGAUCUGUCAGAGCACGUGAUUACGGUGCAGGAUUGGGGCCACGAGCAGGGCGUCUCGCUCUUUGCCUCGCACCAUCACUCGACAGGUGAUAAUAAACCGCCGAAUUUGCUGAUUAACGGACGCGGCAAAUACUUCCAGCGGUUUGCAAAGACAACUCCACUUACUACGACGACCACCAGUACGGAGGAGCCGGCGCUGGAGCCGGAAACGAUUAUGGCAAUCGAACCGGAAAGUACCACGCUGAUGGAGGAGCUCCCAACGACUACGGUUCCAAUUACGGACGCUACCACGCCGGACGAUGCAGAGUUGCUGCAGGCAAGUAGCAACACUAACCUGAAAACAGUGCUUCGCGCGGAGGAGGUGCGCCACCGUACCAAGCGCCAGUCGCGUACCGUCAACUUUAAUGCCAUCGUCGUACCGGAAUCGAAACACAUCCCGCUGAAAGUGUUCCACGUGGACAAGGGCCGACGGUACCGGUUCCGGCUGAUCAAUGCCGAGUUUCUCAACUGCCCGGUGGAGCUGUCGAUCGAGAACCACAACCUCACGGUGAUCGCAUCGGACGGGUUCGGCAUUCAGCCGCUGGAGGAUUUGGGCUCGUUCGUGAGCUACGCCGGCGAGCGGUUCGACUUUAUCGUGAAGGCGAACCAACCGGUCGGCAACUAUCUGAUGCGGUUCCGCGGUCUGAUGGACUGUGACGAGCGGUUCACUUCGGCGUACCAGUUUGCCGUGUUGCGGUACCGGGGCGCACCGACCGACACCGAGUACGAAUCGUGGCCACCGUACGAUUAUGAAGCACCAGGCGUCCAGCUAAACUCGCUGAACCGUGGACCCGGAGCGGAGAACGUCAUCACCAUCGCCGAAACCAGUGCCCUCGAUCAGGAAGAUUUGCUGCUGCUGCGCAACGAGACGGACUACAAGUUCUACGUGUACUACGACUUCUACGGCAAGGACAAUCCUCACUUUCACGUACCGUCGCUGUACGGCUUCCAGCAGGUGGUGAACAACACGAACCGGCUGUACACGCCGCAGCUGAACCACAUCUCGAUGCGCAUGCCACCGGUACCGUUCCUGCCCGGCAAGGACGUGCUGGACGAGAGCCAGUUCUGUAAUGAAACGAGCGUGCGCGAUCGUAACUGUCGGCAGGAGUUCUGCGAGUGCAGCCACGUGCUGCAGAUACCGCUGCAUGCCACGGUCGAGAUGGUGAUGAUCGACGAGGGCUUCACGUUCGAUGCGAACCAUCCGUUCCAUCUGCACGGGCACGCGUUCCGUGUCGUCGGGAUGGAUCGGGUAAGCCGCAACACCACCAUCGAGGACAUACGCCGUAUGGACGAGGAGGGUCGGCUGCCCCGAAGGCUCAAGCGGGCGCCGAUCAAGGAUACGGUCACCAUUCCGGACGGGGGCUACACAAUCAUUCGCUUCAUCGCCAACAAUCCAGGCUACUGGUUGUUCCACUGCCACAUCGAGUUCCACGCCGAGAUUGGCAUGUCGCUGGUGCUGAAGGUUGGUGACAGCUCGGAGAUGUUACCUGCGCCGGCCAACUUUCCCACGUGUUACGAUUUCAAACCGAAACUCGGCCAGCUGGGCAGCGGAGGUGCAGGACAUGGCCACAGUUUGACUUCUUCACUGCUGCUAGUUGUGUUAUUGGUGGUGUCGUUGCAACGACUUCUUUAAGUGAAACGGGAACGUGAACAAACAAUUUGUGAUAUUAGACGCUUUCCGAACGGAGCCAAGUGUUUUGUUCGACCAUAGUAUUACCAGCCCAUUCGCGUGGUCUGCCUGCGCCGGCUGGGCUUAAGUUAUGACUCCUAUUUUCCUACCCCAUAAGCAGCAUACUGAAGCUCGCCUGAUUCUUCUACACCGCUAUCGGUACAAACCGUGCAAAGUGCUCUUAAACAAGUGAAACUGAAUAAAGUCUUAAGAAACACUCUA